Messenger RNA from Myotis lucifugus (little brown bat), 2780 nucleotides. RefSeq names its product protein phosphatase 1 regulatory subunit 8 (gene PPP1R8). The transcript is spliced from 4 exons. The record is from RefSeq and is a predicted model, not a curated record. Bases 1308 to 1691 code for a protein of 127 amino acids. Lineage: Eukaryota; Metazoa; Chordata; Mammalia; Chiroptera; Vespertilionidae. Gene Ontology annotation, cellular component: nuclear speck. Gene Ontology annotation, molecular function: protein binding; protein serine/threonine phosphatase inhibitor activity; mRNA binding.
AAACUGAUUAUUGAUGAGAAGAAAUAUUACUUAUUUGGGAGAAAUCCUGAUCUGUGUGACUUUACCAUUGACCACCAGUCUUGCUCUCGGGUCCACGCUGCCUUGGUCUACCACAAGCAUCUGAAGAGGGUUUUUCUGAUAGAUCUCAAUAGUAGAAGAAGUUUACAUUUGAUUUUUAAAUCAACUCUUCUUGACUCCUGUGAUAUCGCCUAUUUUCCUGAAUAAUUGAUGACUGGAGAGAGAAGAAGGUUUUGGGGAGGACUGUCCUGGAGGAGGCACUAGGUAGAUAUAGAGAACACCAUCAACAAAAACACUCAGGAGCUAGGGACUAUGGGUAGCUAAGUGUUUACAGGACCAUGAUAAAUUGUGGUCUAAUUUAGGCAGAAGCUAUGGUAGCUCCAUUAAUAUAAUAGAGUAGUUGUACAAGGCAUUAACAACAAUACUUGUUUUGAACAAUAUUUAAUUUUUUAUUCAAGGUUCUUUAUCCCAGCUACAUUCUGCUUUGACUAAGUAAUAAUAUAAAUUUUAAUUUCAUGAAUAUACUCCAACUAAUAAGAUUUUCAACUUUGCCAAAGAUAAUCCCAGAAAUGCAGUUGAGACUUAACUACAUGGAGCCUUGAAGUUUUUCACUUUUCCCAUAUAUAAAUACAAUGUAAAAUAUAAAGGAUCCUGCUUCCUGGGCUGACCAUGUUCUCCUUCCCCACUUUUAUAACACAGACCCCACCCCAGUCUGCUGAUAGAAUGGUUUUGGAGAGCCUUGUCUCACAAGUACUUACUUGCAAAUUUAUCUCAUCUUUUCUGUCCAUUUUAUAACAUGCAGAAAAAUAUUCAGACUCAGCAGUAGGAUUUUGGCUUGCCUUGGUAUUGAUAUUGCACCUGUUUCAGCCAACCUUUCCUGUUCUGGGGAAAACCCAGCAUAACUGCCACCAGGGCCUGUAUUCCUUAGACUUGGGGCUGGAGAGGUCAGACCACAGCGAUGCCUGUCUCCUGCCUUGGGUGGCAUGGUUAUUGCUGGGUUGGAGCCAUUCCUGCUGGACCCAGAAUGGAGCCAAGCCUGUCUGGCAGCAGAGAGCAAGCAGUGGUAUUUGUUAUCUGGGUUAACAGCAGGUCUGAAGAUGUGUAAGAAUUCCACUGAAGAGAUGCAAGACCCAGUGAAGGAGUUUUCCUUUUCAUUGUGACUCAUGACAAGGGAUGCAAAGUGGACUCGGUGUCAUUUUUAUUUUAAAAAGCAGAACUGAUAAUGCUGGGAGGAGCUGCUCUCCUACAACUCAGAGGAUGUGGAUCCCUCAGUUGGACGCUUCCGGAACAUGGUACAGACUGCAGUGGUCCCAGUGAAGAAGAAGCGGAUGGAAGGCCCUGGCUCCCUGGGCUUGGAAGAAUCGGGGAGCAGGCGCAUGCAGAACUUUGCAUUCAGUGGAGGACUCUACGGGGGCCUGCCCCCCACACACAGUGAGGCCGGCUCCCAGCCGCAUGGCAUCCAUGGGACAGCACUCAUCGGUGGUUUGCCCAUGCCAUACCCGAACCUCGCCCCCGAUGUGGACUUGACUCCUGUUGUGCCAUCAGCAGUGAACAUGAAUCCUACACCAAACCCUGCAGUCUACAUCCCCGAAGCUGUUAACGAACCCAAGAAGAAGAAAUAUGCAAAAGAAGCUUGGCCGGGCAAGAAGCCGACGCCUUCCUUACUGAUUUGAUAUUUUUGGUCGUGGAAAAGGGGUGGGAUUGGGUGGGAAUUGGGUGGAAGGGUGAUGGGGGAGCUGAUGAACUUGGGAGGAAAAUUUUCCAUGUGUGCAGUAUCGUCUUUCAGAAUGUCUCCUGGGGUCCUAAACAUCUAAUACCAAAACUGGGGGUGGGGUUGAAAUGUCCCGUAAAGGCUGCUCUUCAGAACACUUCAGUGUAGAAGAACGUUUCAUACGUCAUUUUAAAUUGGUGCCCUGGAGCCUCCCAGGCCUUCCAUGACCUCCUUUUUCUUUUUUCCCUCUUUCCAGGGUUAUUUUUAUUUUAAGUCAUGUACCCUGUGGAGAGACUCCAGGCCCAAAGAGUCGAAUUCAGAUCUGGGGAGGUGAUGGUGGCAUCACCAGCCUUAUGGGUCCAGCAGCCUAAUUUAUAUCUACUAUCCCUAUAAGUUCCACAUAGCAAAAGGGUUGCCAUGGAUCUGAGGUUGAUAAAAAAGAGGGUUAAAAUUCCUUAGUUAAGCUAAAGUUUGAAAAAUGUUUUUCUGGGUCAGUGGUUUUGAGGUCCAGUAGUUAGGCUUUUCUCUUUUGUCCUUUCCGUUGGGAUGAGAAUAUUUUGAUUGUGGUCUGUGACCAGUGAAUGCCAUAGACACAGGUUGAUAGUUUUAAACUUAUUACUUUGUUUGAACUUUACCUGUUUUUCUUGUCAAACCUGAGUACUCUACUCCUGAAGUUUCUCAUUUGAUUCCAGAGUACUGUACUCUCCAAGGCUUUCCUUUUCAAGUGUGUUAUGAAGGCAAUUUUUAAAGCAUUUGACCAGUUAGAACAAUUCCAAUUAAAAAGGAAAAGAUUUCACUUUGCAAGUAACUGAUGUCUCUAAGAAGACAUUUUAGAUGUCGGUUUGGAGACGCUUCCCCCGUUUGAGAGCUCUUGUUAUCCAAAGCUCUAAGAUGAGACCUGGCUAAUGAACAUAGGAGACGAAGGUAGGAAACAUCGAUAAGAGCUUUGUAUAGAGAUUUGUACAUUUGUGUAAUAGGCCUUUUCACGCUUUAUGUGUAGCUUUUUACCUGUAACCUUUAUUACAUUGUAAAUUAAACGUAACUUUUGGCA